This is a messenger RNA of Alosa alosa (allis shad), 2533 nucleotides long. It is a transcript of the gene cybb, whose product is annotated as cytochrome b-245 heavy chain. The record is from RefSeq and is a predicted model, not a curated record. NCBI's taxonomy places the organism in Eukaryota, Metazoa, Chordata, Actinopteri, Clupeiformes, Clupeidae. The coding region runs from base 309 to 2006 and encodes 565 amino acids. Gene Ontology annotation, molecular function: superoxide-generating NAD(P)H oxidase activity. Gene Ontology annotation, cellular component: NADPH oxidase complex; plasma membrane. Gene Ontology annotation, biological process: defense response; superoxide anion generation. The transcript is spliced from 13 exons.
GUAAUCAUAGUCUGCACUAUUUACACUGAUUUGUGAUAACAGCAAGGCCCUGAUCUAUCAGUGCUUUUGGACGCAAAGCCAGAUUGAGAAGUAAUGGCUGAACCACGCUGCAGAGGAGGUAUGGCAUGUCUAAAGACCAAAGUACAAAUCCACCCACACACACACACACACACAGGCACAAAUUAGACGGGAAAUGGUGAUGGUUAUUUCCUCAUAUCACCAUUUCCUAUAUAUACUGAACCUUCAGGAGCUUGCUUUGUAGUGCACUUUAGCUCUCGCUCACACACACACUCACUCCAGCUCUCAAGAUGGGCAGCUUUGUUGCAAAUGAAGGUGUCUCCAUUUUUGUCAUUCUUGUCUGGCUGGGGAUCAAUGUUUUCCUGUUUGUAUAUUUCUAUAUACAAUUCCUCGUCGAUAAAUACUACUACACUCGUAUUCUUCUUGGGGACGCGCUGUCGUGGGCCAGAGCUCCGGCCGCCUGCCUCAACUUCAACUGCAUGCUGAUCCUGCUGCCUGUGUGCCGCAACCUACUCUCUUUUCUGCGAGGCACUGUUCAGAUUUGUAGCCGAACUGCAGCUCGCCAACUUGAUAAGAACAUCACCUUCCAUAAGCUGGUCGCCUACAUGAUAGCCUUUCACACAGCGGUCCACAUCAUGGCCCACCUUUUCAACUUUGAGCGCUUCAUGGACGCCCAGCUGUUGGGGAACAGUAGCCAGCUGCCUUACGUGCUCUCGCAGAUCGGCAACGGAGACAACCGGUCCUUCCUCAACCCCAUCCGCAGCAACGAAACCAAUCCAACUAUUGUGAUGUUCACCACCAUCGCUGGUCUGACCGGCGUGGUCAUCACCUUAGCCCUGAUCUUGAUCAUCACUUCUUCCAUGGAGGUCAUCCGGAGGUCAUACUUUGAGGUGUUCUGGUACACCCAUCACCUGUUUGUGGUCUUCUUCAUUGGCUUGGUUUUUCACGGAGCGGGACGCAUUGUACGUGGCCAAACAGACACCGAUCUAGACAAGAAUAGCCCGGGAAAAUGUGCUGCUCACUUUGAAGAAUGGGGCAAAAAUGGGACUUUCUGCACUGAACCGCAGUUUGCAGGAAAUCCCCCAAUGACGUGGAAGUGGGUGGUGGGACCCAUGUUUCUGUACGUGUGUGAGAGGCUGGUACGACUCUGGCGCUCACAUCAGAAGGUGGUCAUCACAAAGGUGGUCAUGCACCCGUCCAAAACACUGGAGCUCCAGAUGCGGAAAAAAGGCUUCAAAAUGGAGGUGGGACAGUACGUGUUCCUUAAGUGUCCGUCGGUCUCACAGCUGGAGUGGCACCCCUUCACGCUCACCUCUGCCCCCGAAGAGGACCACUUCAGCGUCCACGUCCGCAUCGUGGGGGACUGGACCGAGGGCCUGCUGAAGGCCUGUGGAGGGGACAAGAACGAGUUCCAGGAGGCCUGGAAACUGCCCAAGAUGGCAGUGGAUGGACCAUUUGGGACGGCCAGUGAGGAUGUUUUCCGCUACGAUGUGGUCAUGCUUGUGGGUGCUGGAAUUGGAGUCACCCCUUUUGCAUCCAUCCUGAAAUCUGUGUGGUACAAACAUGUCAACAACAACGCCAACAUACUCACCAAGAAGAUCUACUUCUACUGGCUGUGUCCAGAGACCCAGGCUUUCGAGUGGUUCGCUGACCUCCUCCAGAGCCUGGAGGGUCAGAUGAUGGAGAAGGGCAUGAGUGACUUCCUCAGUUACAACAUCUACCUCACCAGGUGGAAGGAAUCUGAGGCCGCGUACUUCCGGGUUCGUCACGAGACUGAGAAUGACCCCAUCACUGGCCUGAAGGAGAAGACAAAGUUUGGGAAACCCAAAUGGCAGGACGAGUUCAGUACUAUCGGGGCAAACCAUCCAGACACAAAAGUGGGCGUGUUCCUAUGUGGCCCACAAGCUCUGGCUAAGACCCUGGAGAAGCAAUGUGUCUCCAACUCGGAGUCCUCCUGCAAGUUCAUCUUCAACAAGGAGAACUUCUGAGAUAUUUACAGUGCCUUUGCAGACACACCAAUGCUAUCUGCAAACACCUCUGUGGUUGUCAAUGCUCUCAAAAGGUCAGAGAAAACAGGGGGAAAAAUAUACUGAAAAGCAACGCAAGUGUUAUAAAUAUAAAGCUCAACCAGUGUUCUACUUGAAAGCCAUUUUUACUUGAAAGAUAAAGUGACAGAAGCAAGCGCUUUACUGAACUAAAUGUCACUGUCGUGUAUCCUAACAUUGCUAGCAUUAGGCCUAGUAACUAAAUGUUACUGUUGUGUAUUAGACCAUAGUAUUGAUCACUUUCUCAAUUCUAUGUGAUUUAAAUGUUAUUGUGAUCGGGUAGUUUCAGUCCAGGUAUCAGUGCUGAACAUUAUCUGCAUGUAUGUCUGUGUACCUUAAAAUGUGAUUAUGUUGGAUAACUGCAUGUUAUCAUUACUAAUGACUAGACAAUGUGAUUAUGUUGGAUAACUGUAUGUUAUCAUUACUAAUGACUAGACAAUUGGACAAUUGGAAAAAAAGUGCAAAAAUGC